This is a messenger RNA of Raphanus sativus (radish), 2191 nucleotides long. RefSeq lists its product as uncharacterized. The transcript is spliced from 14 exons. NCBI's taxonomy places the organism in Eukaryota, Viridiplantae, Streptophyta, Magnoliopsida, Brassicales, Brassicaceae. Bases 116 to 2074 code for a protein of 652 amino acids. The record is from RefSeq and is a predicted model, not a curated record.
AAAUAGGAUAAGCAUAACCACUCACUCACACUCGGCAACUCGAAUCCGUCACGUCUCUCUCUCCAAGAUUCAAACAAUUCCUAAGCUUAACCAAUCGGCGAUCAUCUAUUGGGAGAUGACGUCAUCUCCAGCCCACUGUGCAACCAUGGCGAACAAAGAGAUUCUCCGCGACUGUGUGAUUAAGUUGAGAGAGAACCCGAAGAGGAGAAAGGAGAGGGUGUACGUCGGAUGUGGAGCUGGAUUCGGAGGAGACAGGCCAUUGGCGGCUCUAAAACUCCUCCAGCGAGUUGAAGAGAUUAACUACCUUGUCCUUGAGUGCUUAGCCGAACGAACCCUGGCUGAUCGCUGGCUCUCUAUGUCUUCUGGUGGUGACGGUUACGACCCUCGCGUUUCAGAGUGGAUGCGUUUGUUACUACCUUUGGCUGUAGAGAAAGGCACUUGUAUUAUCACUAACAUGGGUGCUAUUGAUCCUCUCGGGGCUCAGAAGAAAGUUCUUGAGGUAGCCACUGAAUUAGGGCUCACGAUCUCUGUGGCUGUGGCUCAUGAGGUGCAUUUUGAAACUGGCUCUGAAUCUUGUUUAGGCUCUGGAUCAUCUUUUGGGGGUCAAUAUUGCUCUGAGGGGGGUGCUAGCACUUAUAUUGGAGCAGCUCCUAUUGUUGAAUGCCUUGAGAAGUACCAACCUGACGUUAUCAUCACCUCAAGAGUAGCUGAUGCUGCCUUAUUCUUGGCACCUAUGGUCUAUGAACUAGGUUGGAAUUGGAAUGAUUUGGAGCUUCUAGCUCAGGGAACUCUUGCUGGCCACCUUCUAGAGUGCGGCUGUCAGCUCACUGGUGGAUACUUCAUGCAUCCAGGUGACCAGUAUAGAGACAUGGCUUUCCCUCUCCUCCAGGACUUGUCACUUCCUUAUGCUGAAAUUGGCUAUGACGGCAAAGUAUGUGUAUUAAAAGCUCAAGGUAGUGGUGGCAUAUUAAACACCAGCACUUGCGCCGAGCAACUGCUGUACGAAAUUGCUGAUCCUAGCGCCUACAUUACACCAGAUGUGGUAAUUGAUAUUCAAGACGUUUCUUUCCUUCCCCUGUCAGACUGCAAAAUACAGUGCAGUGGAGCAAAACCAUCUGCUAAUACCUCUGUGCCUGAGAAACUCUUGCGGUUGAUUCCAAAGGAGUGUGGUUGGAAGGGAUGGGGAGAGAUAUCUUAUGGAGGACAUGGAUCUAUUCAACGUGCUAAAGCCUCAGAGCGUCUGGUUCGAUCUUGGAUGGAAGAAACCAUUCCUGGUGUUAAUAGAUGUAUUCUUUCUUAUGUGAUUGGGCUUGAUAGCUUGAAGGCGAGGAGUAAUGGCGCUGAACCGUCUUGGAACUCCUGUGGAGAUAUUAGAUUACGCAUGGAUGGUCUUUUCGAACUGAAGGAACAUGCGGUCCAGUUAACGAAAGAGUUUACUGCUUUAUAUACAAACGGACCAGCUGGUGGUGGUGGAAUUAGUACCGGACACAAGAUGGAGAUUGUUCUUGAAAAGCGUUUGGUAAGCCGUGAAUCUGUAAUGUGGAAAACUGGGAUUGAGCACACAAAAACGUCAGAGUCAGAGAGCCCUGAACAUCCUUUUCCAGUUGCUCGAGAGAAAAUUGGAAAGACCUCUACCGAAAAUCAAAAUAUAUUGGUAGUGAGAGGGGAACAAUGGACGGAUUCAUCUGGAAUGAAUCGCUCUCCUGCUCCAUCUGGCCAAAAGAUCCCACUCUACUCCGUUGCUCAUAGCAGAGCAGGUGAUAAAGGAAACGACAUAAACUUCUCACUAAUCCCGCAUUAUCCACCAGAUAAAGAGCGUCUGAAACUCAUCGUUACUCAUCAAUGGGUUAAAAACGUGAUGUCAGUACUGUUAUCAACCUCUUCGUUUACAGAGAUGGAUACAAAACCAGUCGAUGGAAACGUGUCAGUAGAGAUAUAUGAUGUGAAAGGCAUUCACGCUUUGAAUGUUGUGGUACGGAACGUGUUAGAUGGGGGAGUCAACUGUUCCAGGAGAAUUGAUAGACAUGGAAAGACAAUCUCAGAUCUUAUCUUGUGUCAACAAGUUGUGUUAUGACACUACUUUUUUUUUUACUUUAUUCAAAUCAAUAAUUGUGUGGUAAUCAUGAUUGUGCAAAUGAGACUUGUACUACACUGUUUUUAUAUCCAAGAAAUCGACUUUAGUGGUGCUUCA